AUGAAUUGGCCGCCAACCAGCUUACGAUCCUUCUUUGUGUUAAUUGUCGCCUUGACCAUCGUGGUCGUCUUUUGUUUCGGCGUCUUCACCAAGACGGCCGGGCCGUAUUUUGUGGUGUUCCCCAGCGAAGACCUUCCUAGCGUCAAUCACCUCGCACCUCGUAUUCAAACAUCUGGAUGCACGAUGCCACAGUUCGACCCCUUUGACCCGUCCGUGAAGAAGCACUUCAAAAAGGCGAACGGCAAGGCGUGCCCUGGAAAUCCCAACUUCAUCUCAACACGAGAUGGUAUACCUUUCAUCGAGAAGGCGGCCCUCUUGUUACAUAAGGUUCCCCUCGAAGAUGUGGACUGUUUUUAUCGGGAAAUAUUUCGAAACCCCCGACACUUCAUGCCAGAUAACAAGCAUUUCUACGGAGAGAAAGUCCCGCUGAAAUUCGGCGAACAUCUAGACAAAGAGUUCGUUCUCGUGGAGUGUUCCCAAAAAUCGAAGCUUACAAAGGUCUUCCACAAGCAAUUCUUGCUCAAUCCCAUACUAAAAAAAGACGUGGAGUUGCGGUGCCAGGGCGUAAAGAGAAGCACGUCACACAACUUGAGCGUUUUGAUUUUAGGUUUGGAUUCAGUGUCUAGCUUAAACUUUGCGCGGCAUCUACCCCAGACUGGAGCUUUUGUUCGGAAACAACUUAAAGCAUUUGAACUCUUUGGAUACAACAAAGUUGGAGACAACUCUUUUCCAAACCAACUUCCCCUCGUCACUGGAAUGAAAGAAACGGAAGUCUACGAUUCUGUUCUGCACACAUUCUGUGACAAACUUGACUUGAUCUGGAACAAAUACGCGGAGCGCGGCUACAGAACUAUGUUCAUGGAAGAAACUCCAUAUUACAGCCUGUUCAAUCAUCACCUAAGUGGCUUUCGAAAUGCCCCUGCCGAUUACUAUGGUCGUCACCUUUUUCAAGCCAUAGAUGUUUUUCCUAACCAAAGGAAGGUUGACGGUGUGUCCUGCUUAGGGCCACGCAUCCAAUUUGAGAUGCUGCUUGACUACCUAGCCCAGUUCAUAAAUGAAAUGAAAGGUCGACCAUUUUUUUCUUAUACCUGGAUUAGUGAGAUAACGCAUAACACUUUAAACAAUGCUGGAAAGGCAGAUCUACCUUUCCUCCAGCACUUUCAGAAACUAAACAACUCUGGAGUUCUCAACCAGACCGUGGUAGUCUUCCUCAGUGACCAUGGUGUUAGGUUUGGAGGCAUUCGAAAGACACUUAUUGGGAAGUACGAAGAAAGACAGCCUUUCGCUUUCGCGAUUUUUCCGCAGUGGUUUCUGGCAUCGUAUCCUCACGUUGAGGAAAACCUUCGAACGAACCAGAGGCGACUUCUUACCACUUUCGACAUUCACGCAACGUUGAUGGAGCUCCUCGACUUCCCUCAACAACCCCGUCCACGGACCAAGUACGGCCUCAGCCUCUUCCACGAGAUACCGGAGGCACGGACGUGCGCGAACGCUUCCAUUCCGUACCACUGGUGUACUUGCCAAACGGACGAAGGCGGCCAAGUUCCACCGGCAUUCGCCACUCUUCUUGGCGAACACCUCGUAGCUGAGAUCAACGAGCGAAUUUCGAACGAAUCAAGAAGAUGUCACGUGCUUAAGCUUGACAAGCUUAUAGACCUUAGGACCCGCCUAGCGUCGCCACGGGAGAGGAAUGCCACUGUCAAGCAUUACUGGGUCACUCUUCAAGUCACACCUGGCGGCGGCGUUUUCGAAGGAACGCUCCGAGUGAAUGAAACGGGCGGAGGCGUGUCUGUGCUGGAAGGAGUGAGCCGGCUAGAUAGCUACGCGGACUCAGCCCGAUGUAUCAGAGACCACUCGUUAGAAAUGUUCUGCCAUUGUUUUAAGAAAAAGUGA
This is a messenger RNA of Ixodes scapularis (black-legged tick), 1893 nucleotides long. RefSeq lists its product as uncharacterized. The record is from RefSeq and is a predicted model, not a curated record. Bases 1 to 1893 code for a protein of 630 amino acids. Lineage: Eukaryota; Metazoa; Arthropoda; Arachnida; Ixodida; Ixodidae. The transcript is spliced from 2 exons.